AUGGCGGACUUGGCGUUAAAACCAUCGAAGGAUCUUCAUACUUUUAUGGUAAAAAUGGACAGGUACAUUAAUCAGGAGGAAACACUCCGAGCCCUUCUCGGUAAUUCCCAGCAGCAACAACAGCCUUCCACCGAGAAGCCCAAGAAGAAGAAGAAUCCCGAGCCCACACAGGAUGCCGGUCCCGGGGAGUACAAGAAGGCGAAGAAGAAUUUCGGAGAUUACAAGUGGACUCCAUUAAAUGCCUCUCUCACCGAGUGUGUAUCACUGAGACAGUUGAUUGAGAAAUUUAUCGAGAAUGGGAAGCUAGUCCGAUUUCUCGUUAAUGAGAGAAACCAACAGGAGCGGGACCAAUAUCCACGACCUAGAAGAGAAGAAGAUCGGAAUGAAAGGAGAAACUAUAGACCGAGGCAGGAAGAAAGAAGAGGUAGAAGCAGAGAACCAGCACCUCGGCCUCGAGGAGAAGAAAUAAGAGAAAGGAGCAGGAGUAGAGCUCGGGUGGAGCAGCAAGGCAACCUUCCUAUCAUCCACACCAUGUUGGGAGGAUUUGGAGGAGGAGGCGAGUCCAAUUCGGCUCGGAAGGCAUAUGCCAGGCAACCGGAUGAUUUCAAAGUAUAUUCGGUCCAAAAGCCCCCAAAGUCUCGAAAAUAUAACCCUCUGAUUAUAGGGUUCUCGGAUGAUUAUUAUGCUGGAGUCUCACUUCAGCACACAUAUGCCCUUGUGGUCACCCUAACAAUAGCAAAUUAUCAGACUCAACGAAUCCUUGUUGACACAGGGAGCUCGGCUGAUAUUAUGUUUAAGUCAGCCUUUGAUUACAUGGGAGUCCCACGGGAGAAGGUGGACCCGGUCUCAUGCCAAUUACAGGGUUUCGCUGGAGAAAAUGUGCUGCCUCUCGGUUCUAUCGAUCUCCCUGUGACGGCGGGGACUUAUCCGAGGCAAAAGGUCAUCAUGGUGAAAUUCUUGAUAGUUGACAGAGUCUCGGCCUAUAAUGCCAUUAUCAGAAGGACAGCUCUCAACGACUUAAAAGCUAUGACCUCAACACCGCAUCUCAGUAUGAAGUUCCCGACAGAAGAAGGAGUUGGAGUAGUUAAGGGAGACCAGAAGGAGUCUAGGCGUUGUUACAACUUAUCCCUGAAAGACACCCCAAGGCAGCACAAUCUGGGUGAGAAAGCUAAGGAGGAUGGGAAAUAG
Alnus glutinosa is the source of this 1188-nucleotide messenger RNA. RefSeq lists its product as uncharacterized. NCBI's taxonomy places the organism in Eukaryota, Viridiplantae, Streptophyta, Magnoliopsida, Fagales, Betulaceae. The transcript has 2 exons. The coding region runs from base 1 to 1188 and encodes 395 amino acids. The record is from RefSeq and is a predicted model, not a curated record.